GCUGUGGUCAGACCACAAGCCACUAAUUCACACCCGAGCCUGCCAAGUACAGUUUGACUGAGCGAGGGAACACCUGUGGGGAUUCGGUUCUUCGUACCAAAGCAAAGGUUCGAUCCUCGGCUGGUUUGGACUCUUCUCCCUGAUGAUGGCUUGGCUCCAGCUGUGGACCAUGGGGCUCAUGGCCACGAUGGCCUUAUCCGUCUCUCUCGCCAUUGCGGAAGUCUCUGACCUUCCGGUGGCGGAAACAGAGAAACAAGGCCUCGUCGGAAUCGUGAAGAAGGAGACGCAUCCCGUCCUGUUCAGGGUGAAGAGAGCCUGGAUCUGGAACUCGCUCUAUGUGGAGGAGGAAAAACCUGCACCCAUUCCCUACAAGAUAGGACAACUGAAGUCCACCCAGAAAGUGGAGGUGAAGAGAUUUAGGAUAGAGGGUGAAGGAGCGAACACCAUCUUCACCGUGGAUCCGAAAGGAGACCUGUACGUCACCAGCCUCCUGGACCGAGAGGAGAAGAGCUCGUACCAUCUGGUGGCCAAGAUGUUUGACGGGAACAACAAGCUCAUAGAGGACACUGGAGAGUUUAUUGUCCAAGUCAAUGACAUCAACGACAACAUCCCAGUGUUCCCCAGAACGUACAAUGGGUCCAUCAUGGAGAGGUCCGCCAUAGUUCAGUUUAAGCUUCUCCAGCUGGUUUCCAUGAGCUCCAACCAGAGCCAUGGGGAGUACCCAGACUGCCGCGGGAGUGAGAGGGAGUCGGGAGGGGAGGCGUCUCUCCUGGUGUCUCCUCUGGUGGUGGCGGGGAUCGUUAUAGGUCUGGUCCUCUUCCUCUCCUGCAUCACCAUCAUCGUCGGCAGCCUGCGCAAAGACAGUCGCCUGCGCAACCCUCACCUGAGAGCUAGCUACGGACCAGAUGGUUUCUCUUACGGAGGUUCGGUGGGAGAACUGAGGUCGACCUGCUUGGAGGACUUUCCUCCUGGUUUGGACUUUGACUCGUACAGAGAGACGCUGUCGCAGGUCAACAUUUACCCGGACUCACCUCCACGCUACGACGAGUGCGUCGGCCCAGGUGUGACUCACAUCUACCUCCCCACAGAUGACCCCCCUCCUUACUCCCUGUUCGACCCCUGCCAGCGAGGGCCGGAGCAGGAGGAGCAGGAGGAGCAGGAGGAGCAGCCCGGCAGCACCAGCCCGGAUCCUUCUCCGUACUGGGGAGAGACCUCAGCCAGUGCCGGCUGGUUCUCCCCCUCCCACUACCCACUGGGACUGCAGGAGCAUCAACACGUCUCAUCCAUCUCCUUCCCCCUGGAGGCAGCGCCGCCUUAUGAGGCCGCGCUGGCCGAGCAGGGAGGCCCCCUCCCUCUCAUGCCAUGUGACCUUUCUAAACACCAGUCACACCGGGGGGACGAUGGCGCCUCCCAGCAACCGGAGGCGAGCCACAUCUUGUAG
Molecule: messenger RNA, 1441 nt
Organism: Pleuronectes platessa (European plaice)
Lineage: Eukaryota; Metazoa; Chordata; Actinopteri; Pleuronectiformes; Pleuronectidae
Gene: bean1
Product: brain expressed, associated with NEDD4, 1
Exons: 7
Coding region: 143-1441 (432 amino acids)
Biological process (GO): homophilic cell-cell adhesion
Cellular component (GO): plasma membrane
Molecular function (GO): calcium ion binding
Source: RefSeq, a predicted model, not a curated record